AUGACCUCAUCUAAUGACAUAGAGAUUCUUCUUAACCAGCUACUGACUGGGUCCAUUAGUGACGGAGACUUCUCCGAGCAGUUGCACCGGCAUUAUGAUCCCGAGAUCGUACGAGGAAUCUUCAGUCAGGUCAAGAGUCUUGCCGACGACGCCUUCCAUCAAGGGAAUUACUCGAAAGCCAUCGACUCGUACACGGGUUGCAUCGUGAUAGUCCGGAACAGUUUUGAACGGGCAAAAUUGUACAGUAAUCGCUCCAUCUGUUUCUACAAGAACGGUCAAAUUCUUCACUCCUAUUCCGAUGCGGUAAAAUGCAUCGCACUCGCACCUGACUGGCCAAAGGGGUGGUUUAGGGCUUCGAAGGCGCUGAUGGAGCUCGGCAAACUUGAGGCGGCCCUGGCAGCCUUGAAAAGAAGCAAGGAACUGGUUACACAACACAACAGCUUGGGCCCUCCAGGUAACAAUCCCGACGGUAGUAACCGAGAUGGGACUUGUAGGGACGAAAGUAAAGGGAGGGUAAUGGGCGAAUUCAAGAGGGCGGGAACGGGCUUGAGAAGACCAUCUGUUAUCAGCAAGGCAGGGGAAACGCAGAGCAGUGUACAAGUCUCCUCCGCAUCAGCCUGUCCACCGGUGUCAGCGGAAGCCAAGGCGGCUAUUAAGGAAUUCGACCGGGAAAUUGCAGUGGUGGAUGGUAGGCUGCGUCAGAAAAAGAGGAUUGAGCGGUAUGCGAUCGACUAUCGACGAUUUGACCAGCUGGCACAAAUGCUUCAAGAAGAAGAAGCUCGAGAACAGAGCAGCCAGGCGACCGAGUUGGAAUUUUCGAGCUCCUUGAACGAAGAGCAGAAGGCCUACCUUAAGGCUCAGUUGUCGGGGGAAACUUAUCGGCCGUCGGUCAGUCUAGCCGCGACCGGCAGUACCGCCAAGACGCCCCUAGCCGUCGACUGGCGCAAUUACGUCCCAGCGAAGGAAGAAGCCCCGGGUGGUGACGAAGCGGCGACCAAGCCCAAAGUGAUCGUCCGGGAGUUCUUGAAGCUGCAGCGGCUGGUGAACUUCCCCACACGUGUGCUCAACGUCUUUGACAGCGGAUUGGCGCAAGCGAUGAGUGAGUGUGUACUCAACACCUGUCUGGCACUCGGGACGCAAGCCGAAGAGUCUGUGUUGAUAAUCGGAGGAGACUCGCUUCUGCCGGUCGCAGUCGUGGCUCAGCGCUGCAAAUACGCUACCGUGGUCACCACGAACAGCCUGCAAAUUGAUCAGAUCUUGUCGGCAAAUUUGACCCCGGGCUGCAACCUCCGAUUCAUCUCGCCGGACACCAUCCUCAACGGCACGGCGCCGACCCCUGAACGCGUCCCCGUCAGCUCGGGGCACCGGAAGCACUCUUUACUUACGCAGCGACUGCGGUCUCUCUCCCCGGCUUCCCGUAAGAAGACCUGCAAGGAGUUCCCGCCAGGAACCAAGUCCGUGCCUGGAGCCAAGUCUGCGGCGACGGCUGGGAGUACGGAGUCGGCGGCACGGUCGCCGUCUUCGUCGCCUAGCGAAGCUGCCGCGGCAAAGCUGGCCGCCCUCGGAGUGCUCGGCACUAAAGACCAAGUGGCAGACGACCAGUUGGUGUCGCUGCCGGUGAGUGGCUCCAAGGACGACGAUGAGUUGGUCGGUCGGGGUGCGGACAUUUUGAGGAAAUGUUUGUCGCCUCCGUCGUUCUGGAAACCGGAUAUUCUGAUUAUCGAUCCGUGUGCUAUCCCGCCGUACCUGCUCGGACCUGGCUGUCCUUUGAAACUCAUGAAGAAGCUGGAACUUACCGCCUGCACCCUCUUGCCCUGCCGCAUCACUCUGAACGUGGCUCUGGGAAUGAUUCAAACGCGCACUUCCGAGGGCAGCGGAGAGUUGGGCACUGGCUCCCCCAAGAGUUGUUUCCUGCCCGAGGCCGUCAUUGGGUCGCCGGACGACCGCUUCAGUGCGCUCCCGAUGCCGCUGCCGACCCCGCUGCACAACCAGAUUGAGCUGGUCACGGACUUCACUGCGGCCUGGACCCUUUCGGAGUUCAGCGAGAUCCCCUCCGAAGAAAGCAUUGAGCUGGAGCUCUCGUCUUUGUACGGGUGCAGCAAACCCUUCAACAUCGUGGUGAUGGCGCUACUCCUCUUCUCCAGCGGCGACAACCUGAUCGCGGAUACGUGGCAGCUCUUCCAGCGAAACGCAGAACUGGGCUUGGACAGUACACACGGCCUCUGCCCUCACUUCUUCUGGCUCCAUGACAAGAGAAAUAGCCAGGACCAAAAGAGCUCCAGCCAAAGGAACAGCCCCAGCCAAAGGAACAGCGUCGACCAAAGGAACAGUAUUGAUUUGAGGACUGGGGAGGUUCUGUUGCCGCUGACCGGACGGUCAGGAACUCGGCCAGCGCUGCCGACUGUUAUGCCCGUCGAAGGGCAACGGUCUAGUGCCCCCCGUGUGGCUACCCACCGAUCUGCGCCGCGCGAGGGGUCAGAGGCGGAGGAUCGGCGGUGUUCAGGUGUGCUCGAAGUACCGGCCGCAGCGAACACGGUAAGUCAGUCACGGUGCAGUCAGUCGUCGUCUUCAUCUUCGAGCUACAAUCCGCGGGAAGACAGUUGGCUGGCAGAGUUGCGGAAGUCGAUCGUCCCGGGCAGCAGCGUUGAUCGAUUCGAGACACCUCGAGUCCGGGCACCACGGGCCUCGGCCAACUUAGCUCACAAACUCGUUCUUCAUCUCUCCAAAGGCAACAUUAUUGGAGCCAGCAUUUGGGUCGGCCCUGUUCUGACUCAUUCCAGCCAUCAGAACAUCGUAGCCGAAAACAACCUCCUCGGGAACCGGUGGUACGUCCACGAAUGUCUUAUUGCCAGCGCCAACUUGCGCAACGGCCUAGACUCUGCCUCAUUCGGCCUUUGCUCGCCCGAAAUUGGAAUUGCAAGGCCGGAGAUUGGGAGGCCGGAAAUUGGAAGGCCGGAACUGGAGGGGGACGGGCAAGUGGCCGGCCCUCAGUUGAUUCGAAUCGGGACAUCGGGUGACGACUCUACUUCGAUCUAUAAUCUUUGGCUUGGAGGGCUCGAGCGUGUCAAGGAGCAGAAACGGUUGGCGAUGAUGGACCGCGAAAGGAGAAUUAGUUCUCACAUGAUUGUCCAUGAGCCAAGGGUCACAAAGCUCCGCGCGGCGCUGUUUGAGGUUGCCCAUCCCUUGCUGGCUAUUGAGGUUAUUUUGCGCGUCCUCAGGAGGAGUCCCCCUAAGCAGGUUGCUACUUCCAACGCCAUUGCCGUCGAUUGCAGCGCCGACAUUUUUUGCGACAGCCUCUCGUGCAGACGGAUUUUGGACUACUUACUGAGAAAACCCUCUGUCCUGCGCCAGAUCCGUGCCAAGACGUGGGCAAGACGCUUUAAGCAGGGCCUGGAAUGGAAUAGGGGAGUGGACAAACACGCGUGUGCGCCAAAUAGCGCCGACAAAAAUGGCGAGACAAUUCCGUCGGUAGAUCGAGACCAGAAAGAGCAAAAGGAAUCUGCGGAGGAGAUACGCAACAUCCUGAUACAUGGCGACUACCUACGGGUGAAGCAAGCAAGUUUGGCCAUGGUUCGGCCACCGGAAGGAGUCGUAGACAAGACUGACUUGGAGCAGGCUUUGAGUACGUUGUUCAAUUGCCCGCCCGGCACUCCGGGUAUGGAGAGCACGGCCGGCUGUGUGGUCGCCAAUUACCUCUACGACCUGAUGAUCUUCGAAACGCCCGAGUCGCUGGUGGAGCUCGUGGAUUGGGUCCAAGGACAGUAUCUCAGAAGGCUGAUGUACCUCCGGCUGGCGCUGGCGGCGCCGCAAGCUGUGUUCUACCCCAAGACGCUCGUGCUCAAAGGCUUCCUGGCUUGGAUACCGGAGGAGCUUCGGUGCAGAGCAACUGGGACGUGUGUAGACCUGAAGGCCUUGAACGAAUUAAGGUGCGCUAACCAGGCAAUUUGUUGGGACUCGAUUCCCGGAGUCCGACGAGUGAGCGAAGUGGUGGAGGUCCUGAGAGUGAAUGCAGAGAAGGUGUCCUUCGCUCAUAGCAAAGACAUCGUUUUCCCUCAGCUCAAUCGAUACCACACGCGACCUUCUGCCGGGAGGUCCCGCGUCAGGGUCUCAACAAACAGUCCUGACCCUGUGCCGUUUGUCACAUUCUCAGGCGCGGCAGCCCAUACGCAAGGAAAUGCGGCUUGCUCUGAACAAAGCGCCACAGGACAGGACAAACAACGAGAGGAUGCACGAGAAGACCGGCGAGAGGAACCGCUGAAGCGAGAGGAAUCGGUAACCGCUUAUCAGAUUGAGCCGCUGGACGACACGGAUUCAUCGGAAGGAGAAAACAUGUCCAUAAGCUUGACUACCACCACUGGAGUCCUGAAGUCGUCCUUGUGUAACCCAGCGUCACUCGGUCAAGUGACUACGGGAAAGAAGUCCAUGGUUUCUGGUGAGCAAACUGACGAGGAGACGAAGGAGAACACCAAGCUGAACCAGCAGUCCGAGCCCCCGUCUAGAAGCAAGUGGCGAAGUAGCAUGGGCAAGUGCGGCGUUCACAGCAUCCGCGGCCCGACGUUGCACCCUUCCCCUCCCGAGUCACGAGCUACCACGGUGCAGUCGUUGGUGAGUUCUGAAUGGCUGCCGAAAACGCCGAAGUACUACAACGCCGUAAUCACCUACUCCGAGUACGAACUUGCCGACGGCUUGUGGCUAUCUCACCAACCUCGGUCUCUGACCUCUGAAGCCCUCGAAGAACCUGCCACAAGCACUCUGGCUGGUUCUCCAGAACAUUUUCCAGCCAGCGGCUCCACCAGCAGUACAAUGCAGUGUCUACCCAUAUGCAAACAGCGGUGCCACGUGCUGCCAUCAGUGAGCCGCUUACAACAAGAUGGCUCCGAUGAAGGUCUGCGGUGGCGAAUGACGGAAAGCUUGGACGACUACUUUUUCACGCCCCGCAAGUCCUGGCGGUCGGGCGAAACGGCACCCAAGCGGGACGGGACGCUCCAGGACGAUCCACCCAAAGACGACCAGACGCCAAAGGGUGACUCCAUCGGCAGAAUGAAAGGCACCCUCGAGUAUCUACGGCUCAAACAGUCGGACAUGGCCUUGCGCCUCAGUCACCUUAUGGCCCUUUCUCCCGCGGCCACCCAGGAGCUUCAGACCACCGCCCUUCAGCUCGCGUACUCUGGCGAAGAAGAAGACCUGGAACCCAUGGGUCUAAACGCCCUCAUUUUUUCGUCGAUCAACUAG
This is a messenger RNA of Gregarina niphandrodes, 5232 nucleotides long. RefSeq names its product TPR repeat protein. The record is from RefSeq and is a predicted model, not a curated record. The transcript has a single exon. Gene Ontology annotation, molecular function: Hsp90 protein binding. The coding region runs from base 1 to 5232 and encodes 1743 amino acids. Lineage: Eukaryota; Apicomplexa; Conoidasida; Eugregarinorida; Gregarinidae.